AUGUGCCCGAAAGGGAUCUGGGGUCUGAGAGAGGAGGAAGAGAAGCUCAGCCCGGUGGGCGGGGAGGCGCCUCCUCUUUCUGCCCCUUCCGUCUCUCAAUCUCUCCGUCUCUCUCUGUGGCUCCGUCCUGCCUCUCAUUCGGACCCAGGGCCUCGGAGAAGGACGGGAGGGCGAGAGGGGGCGCAACCUGGUGAGGGUCUUCUUCGCUAGCUUGGCCUGGUCCCCGUCUGGUCCCAACAUGAGGAGGCAGGAGCGGCGGGCGCGCAGCCGGAGGAGCUAACCCCCGGGCGGUCCUCUCGCCCCUCUCUCUCCCCGCAGGAGGCCGAGAGAUGCCCGCGGACAAGGCAGGCCCGCUCCGGAACCGACGGCGCCGGCCCCGCGCGCUGCCUGCCCUCCUGCUCCUCUUGCUCCUGGCCUCGGGGCGGGCGGAAGCGGGCCCUGCCGGAGGAGGGCGAGGGCGCGGAGCCGGCAAGGGUAGGAACCGCGACCCGCCUAGCGCCUCGCUGCCGUCGGUGGACAGGAAGACGCUGCUGGAGCUGCUGCUCAAAGCCUUAGCCGAGAGGGACAGCGGCCUCCCGCAGGCGCCCUCGCCUCCCCUCGGGGCCGAGCGGGUCAUCGCCCGACGGUACACCUCCUCGGCAGGAGCCCUUCACGCCCCGGAGCCCGAGGCCAGGCUGGCCGCCUUCUCCUCCUCCUCCUCGUCGUCCUCCAACUCCAGGGAGAGGCUCCCCGGACAGGCGCCGCGCCUCUUCUCCUCGCCCAGGCACUCAGAGGUAUUUCCAAGAGAACCCAACUUAAAAGACAAGUUCAUAAAACACUUUACAGGUCGAGUUACUUUUUCAGCUGAAUGUAGUAAGCAUUUCCACCGACUGUAUCACAAUACACGGGAUUGCUCAACACCAGCCUAUUAUAAAAGGUGUGCAAGGUUGCUGACAAGGUUAGCAAUGAGUCCACUGUGUACGCAGCCAUAAGAGGCCUGUUACGUGUUCCUGCUAAGUCUGAACUCUGGUUUGCCGAGAAAGUGCCUUGAAUUCAAUCCCAAGACAGUAGAGGAGAGACUACAUUUUUUUGAUUUGCAGCCUCAUUUUGCUACUAGAAGCAUUUUAUUUUCCUACAUGAUGGACAUUUCAUGUUUGCGUGAAAGUACAUAUUUUAUUUGUAUUUGUAAAUAUGUUGCCUAUAGCUCAAAUAAGCCAAUUUAUUUAAAUAUGUUGUAUAUAAAGACUACUAAUAAUAUACUAAUUAAAUGUAAUAAUUAUAUGCAGGGAGUUGGUUAGUGUUUGCUGUUCUCUGGUUUCAUUACAUGUACACCAUUUUGCUCAGGCUCUUUCUUUCAUUAUUUGCACUAACUUGAAAUGCAGAAAUCUGUGUAACUGAAAUCUGAAUAAGCUGCAAGAGGGAUGUUUUACUUUCCGUGGAAAAUAUAUUAAGAAGCUUUGGUAAUAUAUAUGCCUAUAUAGUGUAUAUAUUAUUACACAUCAGAACAAAAUGCACAUUGCUUUGGGGAACAUUUUUAAAAGCUGUUCUGGAUUAUCUUCAGUUGCGCUUGUACUGGCAUUUAUGGAAAGAGUUGCAAAUAAUGUAAAUAUAAAAGACUGGAAGACUGCAAUGCAGUUUGGGUGGAAUAAAAUCGAAAUAUACUAUCA
Messenger RNA from Anolis sagrei ordinatus, 1646 nucleotides. RefSeq names its product ALK and LTK ligand 1 (gene ALKAL1). Gene Ontology annotation, molecular function: receptor signaling protein tyrosine kinase activator activity; receptor tyrosine kinase binding. The record is from RefSeq and is a predicted model, not a curated record. Gene Ontology annotation, biological process: positive regulation of ERK1 and ERK2 cascade; positive regulation of ERK5 cascade. NCBI's taxonomy places the organism in Eukaryota, Metazoa, Chordata, Lepidosauria, Squamata, Anolidae.